Punica granatum (pomegranate) is the source of this 996-nucleotide messenger RNA. Lineage: Eukaryota; Viridiplantae; Streptophyta; Magnoliopsida; Myrtales; Lythraceae. The record is from RefSeq and is a predicted model, not a curated record.
GAUCAUAACCUUUAUAUAAAUGACGAGCGCCGAUCUCACUGUGAUUCUGCAAUAAAAUACGUCGGCUCUCUCUUGAAAACAUUAAGUCGUUGAGAGAAAAAUAGCUCAAUCACCAUCGUUGUUGAUAUAUCUCUAAGGAGAAAACCCAGCCGUACUUGUCGUGACGACAUGGGUGCCCUUGGAACCAUUGCCCGGAGCUUCGAUGCCUUAAUCGGGCCAGGAGUGAUGCUUCUUUUCCCCUUGUACGCAUCGAUGCGAGCAAUAGAGAGCCCAUCGACGCUAGACGAUCAGCAGUGGCUCACCUACUGGGUCCUAUACUCCUUCAUAACCCUCUUCGAGCUAUCUUUCUGGAAAAUCCUAGCUUGGCUACCAUUCUGGCCAUACGUGAAGCUAUUGUUUUGCAUGUGGUUGGUACUGCCGAUAUUCAACGGGGCGGCCUACCUCUACGAGAACGUGGUGAGGAAGUACAUUAAGAUCGGAGGGUACGUCGGUUCCAACUACUCCGACAGCCAGAAGAGGGUCCUCCAGAUGAUGAGCCUCGAUGCUCGUAAGUCUGUGGAGAGCUUCAUCGAGCGUUACGGUCCCGAUGCCUUCGAUCGGGUUGUAAAAGCCGCGGAAAAGGAAGCGAAGAAGCAUAAGGAGAUAUGAUAUGGACAUAUCUCACGACUUACCUAGAGCAUAUAUUUAUAUAUAUAUAUAUAUAUAUAUAUGUUCGGAAGAGAUUGAAAAGCUGUUUGUGUAUAAUAUAUGAGUGGGCAAAUUUUAUGCCCCCGGCGUACGUAUUUCUUGUGGGAUUGUGUGUAAUGUACGCAUCUCCUUUGCAGUUAUACUGGAUAGUACCAGAACAGGUUAAUGAAUUGUGAGAUUCAUCGCUUUCUUUAUGGCAUGCAUGCAUGCGCGUUUAUAUCAUAUGCGUAGAAGUAUAUAUAUAGACACAAUACCUACAUAUAAUAAGGAAUUUCUAAUAUUCAUGGCAGAUUGUUAAUUAGUUGUCAA